UUUAUAAAGUAGUGGUGAAGAAUUGUAUGCAAUUAUGCAUGUGUUGUGUGGGGCCCACAAGAAUGAAAUAAACAAUGAAGAAGACAAUAUUAUUAUUAUUAUUAAUAUUAAUUUUACACAAACCAAUAUCAAACAAACAAACCUCUCUACUCAUUUCUCUAACCCAUUAUUGGCUCUCUCUCUCUUUCAUUUGAUUUAGAGAGAGAAAACCUCUGUGCUGUGUUGUCUCUCACUGUACACACACACACUUUCAUGAGAGUCGGCUUAGGAUCCAAAUAAGGAGUGGAGCGAGGUUUUGGGCGACAAACAAGAUAAAGACUGUAUCUUUAAGAUUUUCCUUUUUUUUUUUUUCUCAUUUGGGGGUGUUACUCUUGAUCUUUAGGACAAACAAACAACUGGGUUUUCUUAAAUUUUCCGAAUUUUAAUCUGGGUUUAUCUUUGUUUUUCAUUUUCAGAUUAGUUUCAAAACAAAUCUGUUGAAUUUUUUUUGGAUUAAAGAUUCGAUUUUUACAUAACUAACACCAUUGAAUUUGAGCUUCUUUUUUUUUUUUCAAUGAGUUGGAAUUAGAUUUGUUUAUAAUGGCUCAAGAGGAUCAUUACCAAGAUCAAAUGUGUAGUAGUAGUGGUAGUGGUAGCGUUGGAAAAGGAUCAAAGAAGAAAAACAAAGCCCCACAAAGAGGACUUGGUGUGGCACAGCUUGAGAAAAUCAUAUCAGAAGAACAGAAUAAGAAUAAGAAUAUCAAGAAUGGUGGUCAACCUGUUUCUUCUUCUGAUCAAUUGGCUCAACAAAGAGAUUGUUCUUCUGAGUUGUUUAGUGUUCAUAAGGAAGAGAAUACUCAUACUUAUAACAACCCCAUUUGGGCUCUUUCUGAUUUGGCUCAAAGACCACCACCACCACCACCACCACCACAACCACCAGUUCCAUUACCACCCCAAUAUCAGCCCCCUUACUAUUCAAUGGUGAAUAUGCCAAGAUCAACUUGGGUGGCACCAGAAGUGAACUUUCAAAUGGAUCCACAUUAUACCAACUAUUCUUCUUCAUCAUUACAUGUUUGGCAAGAGAAAGACAAGGUGAUUGCCCCAUCAUCAACUUUUGUGCCUUCUCAGUUGUAUUAUCAUAUAGAGCCCCCUUCAAACCAAAGCUACAAUAGCAACUAUACACAACAUGUUCAGCAGGAGAAAGAAGAGAUGAUUUCGAAAAAGAGGCAAUACCCCUUUGCAGAGAAUCCAUCAGUUCCCUCUUUCAACUUAAAGAAACCAACUUUUUUUACUCCAACUAUAGGAGAUGGAUCAUCAUCAUAUGGAAAUGAAGUAACUUUCUUCAAUCCAGAACAUAUCAGCUCACAUUUCAGAGAUGAAUACCCUUCUUCUUCUUCAUGCCCAACUUCAGUUCCAAAGCUAAACACCAGAGAAAACAACACAGUUUCGAAAGAAGAUUUUCUCGCGCUCGGUUAUCCAACAACAUCUUCAGCUUCAAAGUUGAGUCUUGGCUCAUUUUAUCAACCAUUCCCAAACUACAUCAAUCCACACAAUUUUGGAACAAUCCCAAUUCAAGGAAGUGUAGAAGAGCCAAUUUUCCAACAUGGGUUUCUUAGUGGCUCAUCAACCGAACAACUUGUGCCUUUACACAACUUGUUCCCACCACCACCAACAAAGGAAAAUCACCAUGAAGUAGCAGUUGAAAAACAAAAGAGUACUAAUGGUGAUGAUGAAAAUAUUGACCUCACUUUGAAGUUAUAAAAUGGUAUUUAUCUUGUCUCUUUUGCCAAAGAUUACAAGUAGGAUAUUAUAUAUCAGUCAUAUAGAUAUGACACCUUUUUUUGUAGGUUUUGAAAUUUUGGUGUCUUUUUUGUUUUGGUUAUGGAUUAGUUGGAGUAUGAUUGAUAUAUGAGAGAAUCAUCAUCAACAACAACAUUUGGUGUGUGUUUGGAUUGGAUUGGAUUGUGAGGAUCUGAAAAUAUGCUUUUGAUUAGUCUUUGUUUUCACAUGGGGUUGAGCUGUGAUGUUAGUGACCACCAUUGAGUUUGAGAGUGACUUUGUUUUGAUGUGUUUGCUAAGUAAAGAUGAUGACAAAAGCAAUGGACCCUUCUAAGGUUGUACAAACAGAAUAAGUUACAAACUCA
This is a messenger RNA of Cannabis sativa, 2123 nucleotides long. RefSeq lists its product as uncharacterized. The record is from RefSeq and is a predicted model, not a curated record. NCBI's taxonomy places the organism in Eukaryota, Viridiplantae, Streptophyta, Magnoliopsida, Rosales, Cannabaceae. Gene Ontology annotation, molecular function: DNA-binding transcription factor activity. The coding region runs from base 580 to 1740 and encodes 386 amino acids. The transcript has 6 exons.